UGACAGUUCAAAAGUCAAAAUGAGAAAAGUAAAAAAAAAAAAUAAAUAAAUUUUAUUUAUACACAUAAAAAUAAUAGAAAUUUUCCCCCAGAGAGGAGCCCAUCAGAAAGCAUGGACGAACCAAAACAUCAUCACAAACGUUCCAAGGAAAAAAAAGAAAAGAAAAAACACAAAAAAGAAAAGAAAUCAAAAGUAAAGAAAAAGGAAAAGAAGUCAUCAAAAGAUAAAGAACUUAAAAGACUUGCCAAAGCUGAGCUUGCUGCUGCUUCUGCUAAUAAAACUAAACAAGUUGAUCCGUCAACAACAACGACAUCGGCGACAAGUCGGAAUGAUGAACCAGAUUUCUCAGUUCCAAUAGAUUUGAUGUACUCAAAAUCACACGUCCCAGAAACACCAGAAGAAUACCAAAAACGACAAAGUCAAAUUCGGCGAAUAAUCGAUCCCGAAACAGGGCGUUCACGUCUGAUUAAAGGCGAUGGUGAAGUUCUGGAAGAAAUCGUUAGCAAAGACCGGCACAAGGAAAUAAAUAAACAAGCAACCGAAGGAGACGGUCGGCAUUUCCAAAACAAAACAGUUGGCAGUUUAAAAUAGAAUAUAAACCGAAGAAUAUUAUGUCUUUACUUCGAGAUUAAUUAAUAAUAAUUCUUUCUUAUCUGCUGCUUAACAGACAGUAACAAUUUUUAGCUUGAAAAUACAUUAUUUAUAUAUUUAAAAUUUAAAAUCUUGAUUAACUUUGAAUUGAAAAUAAGAUUAUUAAACGUAGCUCUAGCUAUUUUAGUAGUAGUAAUAAUAAAAUAAAAGUUUUAACAUUAAAA
This is a messenger RNA of Episyrphus balteatus (marmalade hoverfly), 815 nucleotides long. Its product is annotated as ADP-ribosylation factor-like protein 6-interacting protein 4. The transcript is spliced from 2 exons. The record is from RefSeq and is a predicted model, not a curated record. NCBI's taxonomy places the organism in Eukaryota, Metazoa, Arthropoda, Insecta, Diptera, Syrphidae. Bases 112 to 591 code for a protein of 159 amino acids.